AUGAUCCGAAACUAUGUCUGUCGUGGCCUUGGACGAGCGUUUUCGCCUGCUUCUAGAAAUUUUGUACGAUUGCUAAAUUUACUGAACACUGGGAGCGCUGGCAAGUUUGCAGAAUGGCCCUGGGGUAGGCCGUCGUUCGUUCAUCUACCGCCCGAUGAGCGCAAGCAGUUCAACGUAUCACAGCUCAACUUUGCCAAAAAAGCCGAUAAUAUUUACACCAGGAACCAUGAGUUCAAAGAAUUGGUCGACAACUCGCUGAAGUGGCUUUUCAACACCAAACUGACAGCAUUUGGGCCAGUGGAAAAGGAAGCCAAGAAAUAUGCAUGGCUUAGAGUUCGAGAAUACCUGUAUGUGCAGUUCAGGAAUGGAGAUUUGGAAAAAGAAGCUCAGAACUAUACUGUCAGCGUCAGCAAUUUUAUUCGGCCUUCAAAUCCCAAGGUUCUGGUGUGUCAGUUACUGAAAUGUGAUGCCGUGUCAGAGGAAAACUGGCAGACGAUUUUGGAGUCCCAGCACGUCACAUCGCAACAGAAACUCAAUCAUAUUAUGGGAUGCAUAUACGACCACAUUUUUGAGCAGGAAAUGCUGCCUUUGGUGGCUCCGAUCAGGUCCAGCACAAAUAGUGCUGAAGACAUCGAUAUAUCAAACCCUGCAGAGUGGUUCCCAGAGGCCAGAAAGCUAAGGAGACGCAUUAUAAUGCAUAUCGGCUCGACAAACUCGGGUAAGACGUAUCGUGCGCUUCAAAGACUCAAACAAUGCGAUCGGGGCUAUUACGCAGGACCCUUACGUUUGCUUGCUAGGGAAGUGUACGAUAGGUUCAAAAGCGAGAACAUACGAUGCAACCUGCUCACGGGAGAAGAAGUUAUAGAAGAGAUAGAUGAAAUGGGGAACCCCGCUGGUUUGACAUCUGGAACAGUGGAAAUGGUGCCGUUGUCGCAAAAAUUUGAUGUGGUGGUUCUUGACGAAAUCCAAAUGAUGGGCGAUUCAGAUAGAGGUUGGGCAUGGACCAAUGCCUUACUGGGAUCGAUUGCCCGCGAAGUUCACCUAUGUGGAGAAAAAAGUGCGCUUCCUCUGGUUGAGAAGAUCGUCAAGAUGACUGGGGACGAGCUGGUCGUGAAUGAAUACGAAAGAUUGGGAGAGCUAAAGAUUGAGGAAAACUGCUUGAAAAGCGGCUUGAAGGGGCUACGCAAAGGCGACUGUGUCGUGGCGUUCUCGAAAAAGAAGAUCUUGGACCUCAAGCUCAAGAUAGAAAAACUCACGGAUCUUAAAGUGGCGGUCAUCUACGGGUCUCUGCCGCCUGAGACACGAAUUCAACAGGCAAAUAUGUUCAACAGCGGCGAAUACGACGUUCUCGUGGCGUCUGAUGCGGUUGGAAUGGGCCUGAACUUGUCGAUCGAGAGGGUCAUUUUCACGACGCAUAUGAAAUUCAAUGGUCAGGAAAUGGUGGAGCUGUCUUCUUCUAACGUUAAACAAAUCGGCGGGCGUGCUGGAAGGUUCAAAGUUGCCAAUGUGGCCGCGAAUGGAGUCGACGAGGGCAAGAAAGCUGCUGUGGGCUACGUAACGGGCGUGGAUCCUACGGUACUGACCGCUGUGAGGACAGGGAUGACGUCUCCGAUAGAAUAUUUGCAAUCUGCGAUUGUUUGGCCCACUGACGAGAUUUGCGGGAAGCUGAUGACGCAUCUGCCUACGGGGGCGCGAGUUUCAACGUUGUUGCAAACGCUGGCGACUGAGGUAGAAAAACGAUCUGCGAAGCUGUUCACGCUGAGCGAUCUCAAAAACCGACUCACCAAUAUCUCGAUGUUUGAACACAUGGACGGAAUACCAUUUUUCGAUAAAAUGCGUCUCAGUAACGCGCCCGUAAAGGAUUUCCCCAUGGUAAAACAGGCGUUUGUGAAUUUCUGCUCGACCAUAGAUCAGCGACAGACCCGGUCAUUGACCAGCUACCCGUUUUCGUUCAAUAUUUUGAACCCGCAAUUCAUCAGCAACGACAAGUACUCGCUGGAGCACUACGAGUCGCUACACAACAUAAUCAUGCUAUAUUUCUGGUUGGGCAACCGGUACCCGAAUUAUUUUAUCGACCAGCAAAGCGCUCACGAGCUUAAGAAUGUGUGCGAGAUGAUUAUAUUUGAAAAACUGGAUCAAUUGAAGCGGAACCCAUAUGUGAGAUCGCCAGCCGCGAGCAAGCGUUCCAAGCCGUAUCUUCGCAGGUAG
Messenger RNA from Lachancea meyersii CBS 8951, 2208 nucleotides. Lineage: Eukaryota; Fungi; Ascomycota; Saccharomycetes; Saccharomycetales; Saccharomycetaceae. The record is from the annotation of a GenBank genome assembly.